Molecule: messenger RNA, 1089 nt
Organism: Adineta ricciae
Lineage: Eukaryota; Metazoa; Rotifera; Eurotatoria; Adinetida; Adinetidae
Source: the annotation of a GenBank genome assembly
AUGUGUUUGAGAAUGAAAACUUAUUUGACUAUCACAAAACUCGAACAUAGAAAAACAUCGACGAUCGCUUUUGCUUGUUGUUCUGUACGCACAGCUGGUUAUGAAGCGAUGAGAAGUGGAAAAGUUCUUCUAUUUUAUGUUAAUCGCGAUGGACUACCUCUGUCAGAUCGAUGCAGUGAACGCAUGUGGACAUUUUGUAUGGAGCAGUAUCCUAAACAUACAACUGAAAUCAAAGCACUUCGUGAUCAAAAAUUGAAUUACCCGAAAGUAACAUACAUUGAACCACCUUACCAUUUAGCAACAAACAAUCGCUUGAAUGUUGCCGAAAAACUACGUCAAAUUCAAACAUAUAUUCAACGCCUAGAAUAUAACUACACAGGCAUGCAGUUCUUCGAAAUUAAUACGAAUCGGCCGAUAUCUGGUCUAAUGGAUGCUGCUCGACAUAUGAUGACGGAAGCGCUACCAAUAAAAUGCCUCGAAGCAUUUUUAAUCGCUGUUUAUUUAACAACUGGUAUGAUAGGUGUCGACCGAUUCAAUAUUUCAUUUAAAACGCGCUUCAAUUCAAUUACUUAUCGACAUGUUGUUCUCGGAAUAAGAUACAAUCAAAUUUACGGUGCAUUAGGCUUAAGUCGUCGUAGUGAUCUUGCGUACAGACCAUUGAAUACUAAAUACGAUCGUUUAUCGACACUAAUCAAUGAUUAUAUCCAAGCUUACAAGAACUACGGUCAUACAGUCCUGCGUAUCAAAAUUGGUUCACCUAUUUUACAUGACUUGAAAUCAUUCUUGACGAUUAAUUGGAAAGCUGCGGUGAUUCUGCCCAAUAAAACAGACAAAGAUGAUUAUGAACGCGAACUAGACAAAGUUUCUCGUGUGUGGAGACAUAUGAAUCUGUACAUGACAUAUCGAGGACAUGUACCACACGCAUCCGUGAUGCAACCGCCUAGUACACUCGUAACUACAACAUCGUUGCCGAGUCGUCCGCAACCGACGUCAGACCGAUCCAAUUGUCAUCAAUUAUCAGUUACGAAAACACCAAUGUCAGUCAGUGACACUUCAACUGCUGCUCAAAAUUAUGCAAUUCGAGUUUAG